AUGGCCGUGACCACCCUCUUGGCGAUGAGGCUCGUCCUCGGCCUCCUCCUGUACGAGCUGGUCAGAGCCCAGGCGCCCGUCUUCUCGUUCACUCCAAACAUCAAGUUCAACUACACCAUUCCGGCGAUGUCACCCCAGUUCACGUUCACGCCGUCGUUCAAGCUCGCCUUCUGGGAGAAUGCGUCUGGCGGAAACAAGACCGCGAUGUGGAACACGAGCUUCUCCGAGACGCCAUGGUCGAGCUACGUGCCGGGCCAGGUGGGCGUCGGCGCCGCCAAGUCGUGGGUGUCUGGCCGGCUCGACAGGGCGCUCGAAUUCACGUACAUCGGCACGGGGGCAUGGAUCUCGGGCUCAUUCGACUGGACCAACACGACGAUACCAGACUCGGGCGACAUCUUGAACAGCCCUUGGUUCGACCCCGGCGACAUGCUAAUGACGCUCAACGUGAUCCGUGGCACCAACUGGCUCAACCAGACGGGCCGCAACGGGCUGUCGCUCACCGAGCGCACAGGGUCAUUCGCCGGCCGUGCCAAAUCCGAGAUGGGCUUCGAGGUGGACAGUGUCACCGUCGAGACGGGCCUCCUUGCGAAUGUCUCGUCGUUGGACCAGGUCCAAUCCCGCGUCGAGUACAUGGUCGUCAACGGCUCGUUGAAUCCCUACUAUAAGUGGUCUGGACCCAAUGUCACUGGCGAGAACGAGUACUACAACACGGUCGACUGGCAGGUCUCUUCCGAGCUGGACGGCGUAGCCGGCCAGCAGCCCCCCUCGCCGUGGCAGGGCCAGAAGACGGCAACUACGCAAACGUACUACUCCAAAGUCGGCCUCCCGGUGCCCCUCGGCACGAACUAUGUCAUCGUCAAUGGGACGACAGGCCCAGACAAGUGGUGGGCUGUGGUCUACUUGGUCCCUGAAGAGCCCGGUGUCGAUGUGAUCAGGACGGUGAUGCUCUACAACCCUUGGGUAUCCGUCCAGACCAUCCUCCAAGCUCCCCUCGACCCCACCCUCAAGUACAACCUCACCAUCGUCCCCGCCACGGACCAGUUCGACACCAAACUUAACAUGUCCCGUGGGUUUGACCCUGCAUCUGUUUCGUUGCACAGUAUCCAGUUCUUCUCAGCAGGAGACUUGCCGAAGAAUGCGACGGCAGCCGGCGGCACCCAGCACGGCCCCAAGAAGUCUUCAGCAGGCGCCAUUGCCGGUGGGGUGGUCGGUGGAGUCGUCGCCUUGGCCCUUCUCGCCCUUGUCCUCUGGUUCAUUCGCAAGCGGAAGCGGUGA
Vanrija pseudolonga is the source of this 1275-nucleotide messenger RNA. RefSeq lists its product as uncharacterized. The coding region runs from base 1 to 1275 and encodes 424 amino acids. The transcript has 4 exons. The record is from RefSeq and is a predicted model, not a curated record. NCBI's taxonomy places the organism in Eukaryota, Fungi, Basidiomycota, Tremellomycetes, Trichosporonales, Trichosporonaceae.